CGCGCGCACGGUUGGAACCGUGACGCGUGCCCGAAGGCGCGUGUGCGUGGCUUUCUCGCGUGCGCACCUUAGCGCGAUGGUAGAAGAACGUCACAAGUGCAGCUGACACCGCCGGGCUCGUUGUGUUAGACGAGGCGGUACGAAAUUCACACUUUCACUUCUUGGACGCUCGGGGACGCGCAUGUGGACAGGAGAGUGACCCGGGCACCGUCACGCUUUUGUGCUGUGCUUUUUGGACAACCUCUCGGAGGAAAUUUUCUCACCCGUGGAGGACGGUUUGCCCGUUUGGACAUCAUGACAGACGCAAAGUGCCUUCUGAAAACACCAUGUAAUUUCCAAUCAUCUGCCAUGUUUGAAGACUCUGAAUCUGUGGAGGUAGACGGAAGCAGCACAGAGAGCACAGUAGCCUCUACCAUCAGCGCUUGUAAAAAGGUUCUGUGCGGUAACGGUGUGCUGGACUCAUCAGACUAUUGGCUGAGGAAUAACAAAGCUCUGUGCAGACUGGGCCUGCUGGACGACAACACAGAGACCAGCUGCACCAUGAUGUGUUUUGUGAAAUUGGACCCUCAGAAAACAGAUUGUCGAGAUGACGAAAGCAUUAAGAAACUGGCACUAGUGUCUCCAGACCUGCCAAAGCUUGUUGAAUUACUAACUGCUCACCGGCCCAAAGAAAAUGAGAUCCUCUUCUUCAAUGGCCUUGAAGGAUCCGACACUUGCCAAACACACCCAACAGCUCCUUCUCAGCAGCAGAGAAGAAUGGGGGUGUGCCUUCUUCAGCGAUCAGGACAAAAGCGCUUCAUCCAACCAAGCAGCAUUAUCUUUGAGAUCAACAGGUUCCUUGCAGGUUUCCAGUGGGGACAAGAAGGACAGCUUCAUCAAGGGCAAAUCAGACAACGGGUUGAUGAUGACACCAAUCGUUCAGUUUCAUCCAUAGAGGAAGACUUCCUGACGGCUUCAGAACACAUGGGAGAUGACAGUGAAGAUGACGGUUUUAGAAAUGAGGCAGAGGUUGGCGAACAGACAGAGAGCUUGGUAGAGGUUGCGCAGAAAAACAAUGCUGGUGUCACGGGUCAGAGGGGACAGCUGGCUCAUCAUCAGAAAAGGGAGGGUGCAGAUUUGAAAACAGAAGCACAUCAGCGGGUCAGCCGGCACACAAAGGAAUCAGCUGGUUACUACGCCACCAAUCUGGCAGAGUCAGUCCUGCAAGAUGCCUUCAUACGACUUUCUCAAGAUGAAACCUCAUUUAUCUCUGAGGCUGCAGUCAGUGUGCCACAUCCUCAAUGUCACCCCAUCACAGCACUCUCACCAAGAAAACAGCCUUCCCAACUGCAGACCUGCUCCUUUGAACUCCCCAAAAUUGUCAUAGUUCAAAGCCCAGACAGUGCAGAUGGAAAUGCAGAGUGGCCAGAGACUCAGGUGACAAAUGUGUCCGUUCAGGAUAUUACCACCAAAGACAUUGAGAUGCCAGAAAAGAAAGCCCAGAUUCCUCACCAUAAUGGAGGACUUCCAUCUAAACCUGUAGAGGUGGCUUUGGCCUGUGCUGCCAAUGUUAUUGGCACCAUAACAUCCCCACAGCUAGCGAGACAUCUCACCCAGGAUUCUACUUCAGAAGAAGACACAGAAGCGGAGCUCGAGAAACCGGAGGAGAAAAGCGACUACUCCUUCUCCUCAGCCAUCUGUAGUAUGGCUCAGGUUGCUGGUGCUGUUGCAGCAUUGGAGCUUACGGACGCAUCAGGGGAGGGUGGCAAUAAUGAUAGAGAUUUAAGUGCAGUCUACACAACAUCACAGGGUUUAAUAUCUGCUGCCCAAACAUCUGCAGCCUUCACAUUACAUUGUAGUGUUGCAGAAGGUACCAGUGUUGACGCAUUCCGUGCAAACAUCGCUGAAGUCUUUCAUAGGGAAGCAGCCGGGGUGCUGACAGAUCCACAUGGCUACCGGAGUGUAGCUGACCUCUUGGAGUCCACACAUAACAAGAUAGUUGAUGGCAUUACUUGCCCGAAAAAAUCGUGUACUGAAGAAAGUGAGGUGAGUGAAUUAAUCAAUGAGAUGGCCGACAGUCUUUUUAAGCAUGCUUUAGAAAAAGCCAAAAGGAAAAAAGAAUUGGAGGGGACUGGGAAAGAUGCACCACACCUCCAGGUUCUUUUGCAAGACAGUGUAAACAAUUUGCUGUUUGAGAUUCUUUGCCAGGCACAAAAAAAGAUUAGUCACAUUUCAAGAAGUGAUAAAGGGACAUUUGAGACACAGGACCUUGGUACUUGUUCCAAGCAGUGUGUUCCCACAAAGGGAAAUAAUGACUCAUUAAGUCAGUUACAGGGUUUAGCAAGUUUCAGGCAAUCCGCUAACACUGAAAAACACAGUGGAAUGCGUCAAAGCACAGAUAGUCUUACCAUGGUUCCUGGAAUUAGCACAAAUGCGCUUGAAGAAAGCGAUGUCAGUACAUCUCUCUUUACGACUUACAGCAAAGAGCAACCACAGCACUCAUGCUGUGCACAAAGUCAGUUGAAGUCUGCCCUACAUACAAAAGACUGGUGUGGCCACCAUGAUACAACUGCUGUCAGAGUCCCUGUGAGUGACAUCCCAGUUCAUGGCACAGAGAGGCGGGGCCGAUUUGCGACAGCAAAUGACAGCAGACAGUCUUCUCUCACCCCACAGUCUUCACUCAACUCUUGCAGUUCACUUUUGUCUUGGAGAAUGGACUCAGAGAGCAGGACACCCAUUACCUGCUAUGCUGAUGAUUUGGCUGCUACAGUGGUGUCUAUGGCCACAGAACUAGCUGCUAUAUAUCUUGAAAAUUCAACCGGGAAGCAACCCUGGUUCUGUGCCCUCAAAGGGACAUCAGCGGAGGGCCCAGAGGCUUUCUUUAUCCCGGCUUGCCGAACAGUAUUCAGAAGGAAAGAGAGUCAGAGCAACAAUGUCACCUCCAAGAAACAUCGAGCACCACGCCUCAGUGAGAUUAAAAAGAAAACAGAGGAGCAGCCAGAGUUGAUGGAGCGCCUGGUGAACCGCGUGGUUGAUGAGUCGGUCAACCUUGAUGAAUCGCAGGACCCAUUUGCCCUAUUUGCCUCGGAAGUCACAGCCAGGAUCAUGAACUGCCCUGAGCUUAAUGUGGUGGACACAUCCAAAACAAGCCAGCCACGUAGCAGAUUGCAGUGUGAGAGGUGGAGCCGUGGGAAGGCCUCGAGUUAUGAAAGCAUUCCAGAGGAAGACGGAGACCCCUCGGGUACACCAAAUACCCUAGGCCCCGGUAGUCGUUUAGGCCAGAACCUGAGUCGCGGUAGCUCUAUUUCCAAGCAGUCAAGUUGUGAGAGUAUCACAGAUGAAUUUUCACGGUUCAUGGUCAACCAGAUGGAGACUGAGGGCAGAGGCUUUGACCUUCUUCUGGACUACUACGCAGGGAAAAAUGCCAGCAGCAUCCUGGCGGCAGCUGUGCACCAGCCUGCAUCCAAGAAAAAUGGUCACCUUAAUGUCAGGACGACAUCCUGCCUGUCCAAACAAUCCAGCACUGAGAGCAUCACAGAGGAGUUCUACAGGUUUAUGCUCCGGGACAUGGACAAGGAAAACAAAGAGCACGGCAUUGCCAAGACUAAAGAGUGGAGCAAUAGCUUGUUCCCGCCAUCCCCCCGGAGUCCCUUUUGCAUACGACAGUCAUCAGUCCCAGACAGGCGUUCCUCAGAUUCAAGACUGACCGUUAACUCACCCAUUAAAGCCAAUUCAUUUGAUGGGUUUGCCCAAAAUGUUCAUGGAGAUACCCUGAAUAUCUACCCCCGCAACUCAGUGGCAGCAACAGGACUGUGCAAAUCAGACUCAUGUCUCUAUCAAAGAGGCAAGACUGACCAGAUCACUGACAUGCUGAUCCACGAUACCUGGUCCAGUUCUAUUGAGUCAUUGAUGCGGAAGAACAAGAUCAUUGUUGAUCCAGAGGACAGUAUCGACCUGGAGGCUGCAGCAGACCCUCAGCCACACAUAGAGCAAUUUGCUAACCGCCUGGCAGCUGAUAUUGUAGAUAUUGGCAAAUCAUCUGCUGGAGAUCAGCGAGAGGUUCCUGGAAGCACAAAUGGGCCACACUUACACAUGCCUGUUGGUGAGAGAAGGAGGGGAUUCAAACAAUCCCAUUUUAACUGUAGUUGGGGUAGAUCAAGUCAAGAACAAACAGGGUUUAUACCAGGGCCAGGUGACAGCAGUACACCCCGUUUAAGAGCCCCGAGGGAUGUGCCAGUGAUCCACAUUGAGGGGGAUACCCAAGAAAGGAGAGAUGGACAUCCAGAACGACCACCAGAGGUGCCAGGUACCAAGUGUACAGAGAGGAUUAAAGCCAACGGUAAAAGCAGCGAAAGGGACAGGUCAGGUGUGGUUGUGGCGAAAGUAGUGAAGCGGGACAAGCGUUCAAUGAGCGCCAGCAGUGAAGAGAGCAUGGGAAGCUGGUCCCACAUAAACACGGAGGAUGAGCCCCCCGAUGAGACCAGUAGUUUUAUCCAGCUGAGUGAGGGGAAUGCGACCAGCAGCGACUCAAGCGUCGGCAUGGCCGAUCUCGAGACCUUCUCUGAUGUGCCAUCUCAUAGCACAGAAAUAAGUGCAGGGUCAGGGAAAGGUGACCGCUCAGCAACCAAAGACUGCUAUUUUGAGAGCAGCUCAGCCAGGAAAGCAGGCGGGGGUGGCUGUCAUGUUCGGGAGCUCCUUGUGAUAAACUGCGACCUGGAAGCGGACUGCAUGAACUCGGAAGUGACUUUGGCUCUGGAGUGGAUUGCCGCUUCCGAGCUGGGCCUUCAAGCGCUCUACUUCAAGAAGUCCAAAGAAAAACGGGCUGCCAAGUUUCAGAAGGUGGUCCAUCUGAUGUCCCAGAAGUCAUGGAAGAUCGCGGACUUGUUCGAUGCUGUGGUUCGGUUCUGUAAACUUCAUGAGGAGAGUGAGGACAUGUCUCUGUCUAGCCUGUUUGACUGGCUCUUAGAGAUCCUGUGAAGUGGAUUUCUUUCAACAGCCUGCAUAAAAGCUUGCAUGCUCACUCCCUCACACUGACACUUGUCUUCUCACCAAGUGUGUUUGCGUCCAAAGCUGAGAGCACAAAGUGAUCAGCCAACUUGACGAAUGCUCUUUCCUUCACUGCUGUCACACUCUGUCCGUGGGGGUUUUGUUUUCUGUCUGUCACUUCUCACAUACACCCCAAAGGAACACGGGUUGGACAUUCCUAUUUUGAGUGCACAAGCCAUUAAGAGAUUAUCGUUAGUUAGCAGGUUUUAACUGCUCCGGUGUAUAUUGAUAGACACGGUAAUUAAGAGUAUAUUUAUAGAUUCUCACAACCAAAAAAUGGGUUGGUUCAUUUAUUUAUUGGUAAAAGUACUAAUACAUAGGAUAUCAGGUGCACUUUUCCUGCUUUUCACUACCUUCCUUGCUGGUUUGAAAGACAUGGCUGUUUACAUUAGCACACGCUACGCAUUCCUUUAAAUCAAAGUCAAUGCCUAUUUGUUUGUUUUUCAUUCGGCAACAAAAAUGUCCUCGUUGUGAUCUUAAA
Molecule: messenger RNA, 5506 nt
Organism: Hippocampus comes (tiger tail seahorse)
Lineage: Eukaryota; Metazoa; Chordata; Actinopteri; Syngnathiformes; Syngnathidae
Gene: sphkap
Product: SPHK1 interactor, AKAP domain containing
Exons: 13
Coding region: 295-4956 (1553 amino acids)
Cellular component (GO): cytoplasm; mitochondrion
Molecular function (GO): protein kinase A binding
Source: RefSeq, a predicted model, not a curated record